Ixodes scapularis (black-legged tick) is the source of this 615-nucleotide messenger RNA. RefSeq names its product DNA polymerase epsilon subunit 3 (gene Chrac-14). NCBI's taxonomy places the organism in Eukaryota, Metazoa, Arthropoda, Arachnida, Ixodida, Ixodidae. Gene Ontology annotation, cellular component: CHRAC; epsilon DNA polymerase complex. Gene Ontology annotation, biological process: DNA damage response; leading strand elongation; heterochromatin formation. Bases 164 to 589 code for a protein of 141 amino acids. Gene Ontology annotation, molecular function: protein heterodimerization activity; chromatin DNA binding. The record is from RefSeq and is a predicted model, not a curated record. The transcript has a single exon.
AAAAUGUUAUGGCGGCAAAAAUGGCGGUUUGCAGCUCUCGGCGGCAUCGCACGUUUUGUUAGCGCCAUGCUCCGUCCCACGUAAGUUUUCCCGAACUCGCAUUCCGACCAGAUCGUACAAAGCAGCGCGGUGCAUCAAGCGCCGGCGGCUCUGAGAACCAGCGAUGGCGGAGCGCCCCGAGGACCUCCACUUGCCGGUGUCCGUGGUGACGCGCAUCGUGAAAGACGCGCUGCCCGACGGCGUGAACGUCUCCAAGGAGGCUCGCGUAGCGCUCUCCAAAGCGGCGAGCGUGUUCGUGCUGUACGCGACGUCGUGCGCCAACAACUUUGCUGUGAAAAGCAAGCGGAAAACGGUGACCGGAGCCGACAUUAUCUCUGCCAUGGAGGAGAUGGAGUUCGGCACCCUGGUCAACCCGCUCACUGCCUGCCUGGAGCAGUUCCGGCAGGGCAAGACCAAGAAGGACGCCGCCGCCAAGGCCAAGAAGCCCGAGGCCGACAAGACGGACGCCGGGUCGUCCGGCGAUGCGGAGAUGGCCGACGAAUCGGAGUUCGCCGAAGAGGCCGAAGAUGCCGAAGAUUCCGACGAAUAAAUAAAGAAAUAAUGCAGCCAGCGUAA